Ciona intestinalis (vase tunicate) is the source of this 2752-nucleotide messenger RNA. Its product is annotated as dynein axonemal assembly factor 5. Gene Ontology annotation, biological process: cilium movement; outer dynein arm assembly; inner dynein arm assembly. NCBI's taxonomy places the organism in Eukaryota, Metazoa, Chordata, Ascidiacea, Phlebobranchia, Cionidae. Gene Ontology annotation, molecular function: dynein intermediate chain binding. The record is from RefSeq and is a predicted model, not a curated record. Gene Ontology annotation, cellular component: cytoplasm.
UGUAGCAAGUUCCCAAGCAGCUUUACUGCUAUACAAAUAUCAAACAUGUCAGGUGACUCUGCAGAACAAAAUGGGUUCGAAACCAAGGAUUCAGUCUGCAAACUUCUUCAAAGGCACGUCAACUGCCUGUCUGAUGAGAGCAAGAUAACAAGGAAGAGAGGACUUAUCGAUCUGAGGAAGGAAACGAUAGAUCGUCACUUGGGAGGGAUGCUGCUGCAGGAAAUCUCGAUCGAAGUCCUCAAACCGACGCUCAAAUGUUUAGCUGACUCGUCUGAGAAAAAUCGGGAGCUAGCAGCAAAUUUAAUCUCAAAAUACAUUUCUAUUCUCCCGUCUCCCGAGGACACACUCGCUUACGUCAUUCCUACUCUUGCUCAGCGCCUCGGCCAGCAAGAGAUCACUGAACCUUCGGAAGAGCUUCGUCUUCUUGUCCUCCAAGAAAUCCUCUUCCCGUGUGUUGAGCUCAGUGGGAAGAAAAUUGCGGGAUACCUGGAUGAGAUGAUUCAGAUCCUCCAGCAACUGAUUGUUGAUCCUUAUGCGGAAGUGCGGAAGACCUCAUGUAAGUUGGCAGGAUGUCUUGCAAGAUCCAUCCCGGAGUAUUUUCACAUGCAAUCUGAAUCCUUGAUCAAACCACUCAUGCUGUCAAUCACGCAUCAACAUUCAAAGGUUCGAAUUGCAGUAAUCGAAGCAACUGCGGAUGUCAUUCAGUUCGGCAACGGUAAAAAUGUUGAUGAUGUCAUCUCUCAUCUGGCACAAAGAUUUUUUGACCAAUCAGCACAGGUGCGUAUGACAGUAACUCGCAUGAUUGGGCGAUGGUUGUUAGAACUUCCGGAUCGUUAUUCUUUCUUCUACAAGUUCAUUCCUCUUAUAUUGACAAGUUUCAGUGACGAGAUGCCUGACAUAAGAAUUGAAGCGAGAAGGUUAUGGCAUGAAGCUGGUAUGUUGUAUCAAGAGGAAAAUGAAGGCGAUUUGAAAGAUAAACUUGAUUUUGCGCAACCCGCACCUUCUCUCUAUCCUAAAGGAGUUGACCGACCAUGCUUGGGUUGCCGUGAGCUCGUACAUCGUAACUUGAGCAAGCUUACCACGGCAAUUAUCCGCGAUUUAAGCGACUGGGUUCAAGACACGAGAGUGAAAACCUCCCAACUACUUUAUGAGCUUUUACUUCAUGCAGAGGAUUAUAUAACUCAACACAUGCAACCAUUAAUGCAGGCUUUACUCAAAGCAUGUGCUGAUGAUCAAUCUGUAGUUGUACAAAGUGCUUUAAAAUGCUGCAAUUUGAUUGGUGCGUUCGUAAAUCCAGAAAUCUUUUGCAAGUUCCUAAUUCAAGCUGUUCGAAUGCACCAAAUUUCCCCACAACCUAUAAUGAUAAUAGCUGCUGUAAUAGAAGGUUGUUCUGAUGAAGUUUUGGGCGAAAAACUUCUGGAAAUUUUGAGUUUGCUCGUUGACCCCGAAGUUUGUCAAGCAUCGGAAAAGAGUGAAUAUCAUCUUGCUCUCAUCUCCUGUGUUAAUGGGAUCACCAACGUUUGUCAAGAUCGAGUUAGCGACAUCAGUCUUCAACUAUUCACCCUCGUUAUUACAGUAAUUGCUCUCAGCAAUUCCGAAGAUGUUUUAAAACAGUGUGAUGAAUCCUUGUUGAAUAUCUCGGAAUCUCUUGGAAUAUCGGUACAAGAUCUCUAUGUUCGACACACAAGGGAAGUAUUGGACUCCAUGCGAUCAUCAUACAAGGAAUGGACGAUGUAUUCGGUUGAACAAAGAAUAUUUGAUUCACUUAUCUCAAGAGCAGGUCCAGUAGUUGGUGAGGUUCUUGAACAAGUCAUGCCAAUGUUGGAAGUUAAUCUCAACCCACAGAAGGAUCCAGAACUUCGACUUAAGUUUUUCACUUUACUUUCAAAGUUAUUGAUGGAUACAAGGCAAACUUUGGAUUCUAAAAAAGAAUUUUCCUCUGACCAUGCGGAGACCAUAAUAACCAAAAUGAUCGCUCCUAAUCUUAUUUGGAAAGCUGGUCGAACCUCUGCUGCUGUGAGGACAAUCGCUGUUGCCACCUUGUGGGCUCUUCUGAGGAGUGGAUUAGUCCUCCGGGAUGUUGGAUGCAAGUUGUUUGAAGCUCUUCUUCCACAGUUAAAGUCAGCUUUGGAUGAUGAUGUAAAAUCAACGAGACUCACAACAGCAAAAGUCCUAGCAAGGUUUUUGCAUAUUUGCGGAGAUUCUGCUGAAGUAGAUAAAAUACUCCACAAUAUUUACAUGGAGUUACUCAAAAGAUUAGAUGAUGCAAGUGAUGAAAUAAGGAUAGCUGUCACCAAAACAUGGAAGCAAUAUUUUAAGUGCUUCAAUGCUGCUACAUACGACCAGAGUUUAUACCGAGCUCACUUAGAAGCAAUGUAUGGAGGUCUGCUUGUUCAUAUGGAUGAUCCAGAUACUAAUAUUCAGGUUUCUGUAAGAGACGUACUUAAAGAGGGAGGAGUUCUAUCGCCUAAAACGUUGCUUCUUGAAAUAACUAAGGUUCGAAACAAGCACAGGACGUCGGCGUAUUGUGAUCAACUCAUUAAACAUUUCGAAAAUUAAAACGUAACCUGUUGUGCAGCAAAAUGUAUUUUGUAAGUUUUAUUUACCAUCGUUGCUAAAAUUUGCAAUUUGUAAUUUAGAAAAUUUCCUGUUUUGCUGUUAUAAUUUGAAUAUGUAUCACUUUAUGUGCGUUUUUUAUACUGUGGCCUUGUAUACUGUAGUGUGAAAUUUACAACAUGCUUUUUUAACUUUC